UCAGCCGUCAACCAAGUCAAUUUUACCUUCCUAUCCAAGAACCAAGGGUGUGCCUUCUGACUUCUCAUUCGGCCAAAAGCCCUGGUUUUUGCCGAUUUUUGUCUAAAUUUUGUAGCAUUUUUACUUGCGUCUGUUGUCUAUCCUGCAGUUCGAAAUGCACGGAAGGUUAAAAGUGCGAACGACCGAGCAGGAACAAGCUAUCAAAAGGAAGGAGCGUGAGCAGAAGGUCAAAGCUUACAAAGCUGCCAUGGGGAGGAUAAUGAAAAUUAGAGGAAAUGUUGAGCUGAACGAUGAAAUGCUUAUUCUGACGCGUGAAGUGCUGCAAAGAAAUCCAGACAUUUACACGCUCUGGAACAUACGGAGGGAAAUUUUCCUGAAUUUCAAAAAAGAAAAAAGCGACGAGGAGAUGGGAAAGCUGGUGGAUAAUGAAGUUAAACUGACUGAGAACUGUCUGAUGAACAAUCAAAAGUCGUACUGCGCUUGGCACCACCGUGGCUGGGUUCUUGACCUCCACCCUGAGCCAAAGUGGACUAAAGAGCUUGCCCUGUGCACCGAGUUCCUCAAGCAAGACGAGCGGAAUUUUCACUGCUGGGAUUACCUGCGCCUGGCGGCUGCGAAAAGCGGAUUUUCGCCAUUGAAACAAUUCGAACUCUCAGAUGAAAAAAUCAAAGACAACUUCUCCAACUACUCGGCCUGGCAUUACCGCUCCAAACUGCUUCCUCUGACACACCCUGACCCUGAGGGCAAUGCCCUGAUUGAGCCUGGACAGCACAGCUAUGAAUUGGGACAAGUGGAGAGCGCUGCUUACACCGAUCCAAAUGACUCAAGUGCCUGGUUCUACCAGCGUUGGCUGCUUGGCAGGGACUGCUCCGUGGCGCAAAGGCAGCCACCAAAGCCCCUGCUCUGCUGGCUCGGCCCGCACAAAGCUAUCAUUUCCUUUUCCAAGCAUUCCCGACUGGUGCCCCAGCUGUUCGUGGAUGGACAAACGGUCGAGGGAGAGUGGUUGAUGGAGUCGAAAUACGUCUGGGUAUUGAAGCACAAAAUUGGCAGCGUGGACCAAAUAAAAAAGGCAGAAGUCGUCACAGAAGGUGGCAGGCUAGAGUUGCAGCCCAGCAGCAUAGGUUUGGUUGCUGUCGUGGCAGAAGAGGGCCAGGAACACAACCAAGUGGUGAUGGACACUUUGAAGGGCCAACUGAAAAACUGCAAGUUGCUCCUAACGCUUACGCCUGACUGCAGAUGGACUUAUCUCACUGCCGUUUUCCUUAUGCAAGCCAUCGACAUCAGACUGUUCCACGGCGAGACGAUGGAGUUCUUGGAUAAAUUAAUACAACUCGAUCCAUUGAGAGCUGGCCACUAUAAUGAUCUCAGAAGUAAAUACGUGAUGGAGUUCAAGCUGUCGCUGAUGGAAGGCAGUUUCGGCGUGCAGGAGUCGGUUUCGCUCUCGCAAUGCCACCUUUCCUCCCUGUACCACUUCAAUCAGCUGGCUCUAGUUCGCGAGGUGGACCUCUCGAAGAACCAGCUGACGGACCGAAGCCUACCUGCACUAGGCUCGUUGCAGAUGUGCCGCAAACUCGACCUGAGCCACAACUGCCUCGUCACCUUGGAUUCGAUGCCCAGCUUGCCCGCCCUUGAGUGGCUUGACCUUUCCAAUAAUGAGCUGACCAAAGAGCCAGGACGAGUCGACAAGAACCUCCGCAACGCUAAUCUGACUGCUUUGAAGAGCCUGAGUGUGCAGGAUAACCCCUGCUAUGGCCUGCUAGACCUUGAAGAUCUCCUUCAGACUCUUAGUUUCAAAUAGGAUAUUUGCUAUGUGAUUGCCUUUUAAAUAAAAAUAUUAAUGCGUAAAAAUGGA
Molecule: messenger RNA, 1852 nt
Organism: Cloeon dipterum
Lineage: Eukaryota; Metazoa; Arthropoda; Insecta; Ephemeroptera; Baetidae
Gene: RabGGTa
Product: Rab geranylgeranyltransferase subunit alpha
Exons: 9
Coding region: 155-1798 (547 amino acids)
Biological process (GO): protein geranylgeranylation
Cellular component (GO): Rab-protein geranylgeranyltransferase complex; cytoplasm
Molecular function (GO): protein binding; Rab geranylgeranyltransferase activity
Source: RefSeq, a predicted model, not a curated record